CGAGAUAGUUGCAUAUAUAUACCGACAGGAAAUUUUUGCAGGUAACUACGGUUUGCAAUAUUUCACGCACUGUUACGUCACGUGGUUGUGUCAAAGGUCGUUGCUACGCGCGCUUUCAAUGGGAGAGCGUUUCACUUUCUCUUAUGGAGUUUUAACACCAUGUGCUAAGACCAACUUUUAAACUGUACGUAGAAUAGGAAGGAAAAGUAUACAAUUUAAAAAAUGGCAGCCGAUGUUGGUCUAAAAGAUGAACAUCGUGCGCAGUUUUUACUCGCAGAGGACCAAGAGGAAGGUGAAUAUGAACGAAUUAGGCAAUCUGGCAGGGAAAGGUUAUUGGAACUCUCUCGUCCCAAAGAUAUAAAAGUAGGAUAUUUUACAAAUGUCGGUCCUAAUGUUAUGUGGGGCACUCAGGAGAUGCUAUGGCCCAUCAAUCCCAAUAUCCAAAAGGCCAGUGACCGAGUAGAACAGCUAGCUACGCCCAAAAAGGACUUCUCUACUGGGGACUCCAAGGGAAGGCCCCUGUUCUACUACAGCUGUGGAAGGCCUUCACAAAUAUGGGAGGCACCUCCUAAAAAUAUGCCAGAUGCCUCAGGGCGUGUACAGCAACUAGCAAGCUUUAAAGCAGCCCAUCCCGACUACAAAGAGGACAGGGAUAUCCUUGGACCAGAAGCAAUUCUGAAACUAUUCCCAAAAAGCCAGUUUUUCUAUAGCUGUGGCAGAAACAGUCCAAUAUGGUGUGUGACAAAAGGGGCCAAAUCGGCAGAGGAUCGGCCCCGUACUAAUCAGCUUGCUGCUCACAAAAACCCUGUCCGAGAGUUCCAGCCUGCCCGACAAAUAGAAACCAUUAUUCCUGGCCCCGCCCUCAGUGCUUCUGCCUCAGAGCGACUACAAUCACUGGCAGCACCAAAGAACCGCCCCGAGGGCCCCUUCAGACACCCUCAAUGGCCUGUCACCCCAGCUGCUAAGAAUGCUAGCGCAAAGGCAAGGAGUGUGGAACUAGCCAGACCCAAAGGAACAACCGAUGGGUAUAUAUUACCGAAGGACGAGGUGUGGCCGAUUUCACGAGCAGCCAAACGAGCCAGCGCAACAGGACGAGUCAGCGAAUUGGCAAAGCCAUUGGUUCGAGCGUCAAUGGACCACGUGCAAUUUAAUCCUGAUGCAUUCCUCGUUAAAGAAACUGCCCUCAAAGGAGUGAUUCCCAAAAGGGUCUUUGACUUGGCCAACCCUCUUUCUAGAUAAAUUUGGGAUUAUUUAAUAAAUUAUAGAAAAUUUACCAAACAGUAUUACAAAGGAUUCCAUUUGUUGAGUUUAGUGUCAACUAUUGUAAAUAAGUCGAUUAAUAAAUAGGAGUGGAAAACAAACUUAAGAACAGUUAUAUGUGAAAUAUGAAAAGUAUCUGUUGAAGCAAUCAUAAAAAAUACAAAAAAUCUACCAGCUCAAGAAAUUUAUAAUGACAAGGGAUUUGGGUGUAUGUGUAUCAUGUUUAUACCUGAUUUGCUUGAUUUUAACAGUAUUUAUGCAUGAUUAAUGUUAAUAUCAAUAAUUUUGUACCUACUUACCGGAAAAGUAUUUUCAAAUCUUGAUCAUGAGUGUUAUUCCAUUUAUCCAGACCGCUGUGUAUUGUGUUCAAUGUAUUAUUGUCUACCGAGGUUCUUUUCCUUUCUUUCUUUCUACUGAGUGUGUGUGUGUGUUUUUAUAUACACACACACACUACGUUUACAUGUACGUUUGCACCUGGUACUAUUAAGCUUAAAUCUUUUUUUGUAACUGUAUAUAGAUUUUGCCUUUUAUUUUUGGCAAUCCAAAACUUUUUCUGUUUUUCCAGUUAUGGCCAGAAGUGAUAAUAUCACUCUAAUUUUAGAAUUUAAAAACUUUUUAAUUCUUUCCUGUAUUUGUGGUUGUGUCUGUGUCAAAGAGUAUUUUCAUGUUGGAAUUAAAUGAUAAAAAACCA
This is a messenger RNA of Ostrea edulis (European flat oyster), 1951 nucleotides long. RefSeq names its product testicular haploid expressed gene protein-like. Lineage: Eukaryota; Metazoa; Mollusca; Bivalvia; Ostreida; Ostreidae. The coding region runs from base 223 to 1239 and encodes 338 amino acids. The transcript is spliced from 9 exons. The record is from RefSeq and is a predicted model, not a curated record.